AUUCAAAAUAUAUUUUAUCGUAUGUGUAGUGUAACUGUCCAAAUUUCAAUCAUUCGAAAUGUCUAUGGAAGAAGCUGCAAUGUAUUUAAUAAGAUUUGCAACUCUCGGAGGUGAAAAUCUAAAGGAACACAAUGAACUAUUUGGAGAAUUGUGCAGAGAUUUGAAGAAGCUGGAAUUAAGAUAUGCAUUAUUAAUUCUCAAGAGUUUUGCACCUGUUCAUAAAUCAACAUUACAGGAAUGUUUCUUUUAUACGAAGCUGCUGUUUAUGUUUGGUGAAUUGAAAACAUUACUUCAAAUGUCAUUUGGUAAAAACAAACUCAUUAAUCGUAAAAUUGUUCGAAAUAAAACAUUUAUCAAUUUCGUUUCUACAAUCUGCCUGAGAGACUUCGUAAAUGAUGUGUGUAUGAAAACAUCUUACAUAAACCGCUUGUACAUGAUAAGAAAAAUAAGUCGUCUGGUUCCUCAUCCCGAAAUAUUUUUCUUCACCAUCUUCUCUGCAUUCGGAUUUGAAUCAGCUAGGCCCUUCCUACCUUACUGUUCAAUGGAGGUGGUUAAAGUGUACCUGACGGAAAGACACAUCACUUUCAAUGAUAAAUCUCUCUUGUCCUUGCAUCGUAAGGACCCAACCUUCCUGAAGUUAUACUUUAAAGUAACGAAAGACAAACUAAGGAAGAAGCUAUGCAUCGCGCUAUGCAAAGAUAAAGUACUGUUAGAGUUGAACAAAGAUCUUAUAUUCGGUAAAAGAUCCUUCCGUGAUUUUUAUAAUUUAAAUAAGGCAUACGUCUUGAAGAACAGCCUGAAAUUCGUGAAGUUCGCUAAGACAAUCAUCGUUAUGUACGGCAUUGAAGAUUACAGGAUAUUUUUAAAAAAUAUGCUUCCGAAAUAUGAAGACGAUUUUAAAAUUACUAAAGAGAUCAUUCAAACACUUCUGGCACUUUCGAAGAAGCAGCGUUUCAACGAGUUCUACACUAUCUAUAAGGAUCUUUACUGUAGAAGCUUCGUUGACGCAAACGAAGAUCUCGUGAUGAUAAUAACCACUGAAGAUAGGUUAAAAUUGGACAUUGGGGUCAGACUGGAAUAUCUACUCGCAUCGGAAAGUCUGCAACGAUUCCGGGCUAUGAAAAAUAUAUCAGAAGAAACUUUGAAGAAAAUGAUUAUAUGCUGCAAAGUGAAUAACUGUACUGAUACAUUGCUUGAAGUAUUAACCGCAUUUAGCAAAUGUUUCCUUUACAAAAAGAACAAGUUUCUAAUAGCUUUCAUGAAAAAUUUGAAAAUGAUACCCGUGGAAAAUUUGGGAGAAAGACACUGGCAUUACAUCAAUACUUAUUUGACGUACGUGAAAAAAUUCUCUGUAUACGAUUUACCUAUUUUCCUCCACUACUUCAUAAAUUAUGCACUUUUUAAGAUGCGACAAAGAGUGAGAUGCGAGGAAGUGCUAAUUUCAAUAUUACGUUACUCCAUUGCUUCAGAUGACUUAAGAUUUUUCAAACAUUAUCCGGAAGUAGAGAGAUACUUUCUGAUGAGUGCACCACCACUUAUCGAUAGCAUUGAUAAUGUAGAUAAUGACGAGUUGAAAUUGAAAUAUUAUUAUAGUCUGUACCUGUACAAUAACGAUAACAGGUCAAAUCAAUUUACAUUAUUCUCGUUUCCCACAUGGUUCCCAAAUUAUAUUCGCAAACUACAUAAACCAGAUAGUAAAUGCAUGUAUAAAGUUUAUCAUAUCAUCAUUGAGCUUUGGAAACAGGAUACUGAGAGCAUGAGUUACAUGGAUUACAGGGAAGAAGUGUUAACCGCUUACUUUAAUAAUAUGACUUGCAUGAUAUCCGAGAAUUUGCUUCUAUGGUUCCUGACGAACAAACCGAGAGUAAUAGAAAUAUUCCUGGAUACAAUCAUUUCAAAAACUCAGCCCUACCUAACAUACUUCAAUUUUUACUACGAAUUGAAUAAAAUGGCAUGGCUGGGUUUGGCCAAUAAACUGAGUAAAUUUUGCAUGUUGAUUUACAAUGCACAGGAUGUGUUCCUCGGUAGAGGUGUCUUCCAAUUCCUAUCGUACAGUUCAAACUUUGGAAAUGCAACUCAAUCUUACGAUCCCACCGUCUGCGAUUUGAGCAUGUACAAUUCGAAAGUUUUGCAAGAAUGCCACAGAUCUCUGCUGCUCGGCGGAAAGAAUUUUAUAUACCCAGAAACUGCUGUGCCGUUCGUAUUAAAAUAUUGCUCAUUUCAAUACUUUAAAUAUUUUACGCCAACAUUCUACAAUUUGAUAUUUCAUUCAUCGCACGAAUUCGUCCAAAAACUUCUUAUCGAAAUCUUAAAAGGCAGAUAUGAUUUUCCCGUAUGGAAGCACGGAAUUUACUUAACUUACAGAAUGUUGAAUCAAACGUUGUUUAUUAAUUACAUCACUGAGCGUAUUAGAACGGAACCAGACCCUGAAGUUUUCAAAUGGAUUUUCAAAAUAGCCGUUAAGCAAUUAGUGGAGAAUUGUCAUGAAUCGACGUUGAAUAUCAUCGCAAAAUCAAACAAAUUGAUCGACUUGGACGGGAUCAGCGAGCUGAAGCAUUUCAAGAACGUUCCAACUAAGUUAUUCUGCGAUUUCGUGCGAUUCAUUUGGAAGAAAAACGACCAAACAGAGAUAAUUAAGUACAUUACCGUAGAAGCGAUCACUUUAUUCCCAACCAAUUUUAACAUCGAGUGUCUGGAACUGGCGUUUCAUACGUUGAAUAUUGACUACAUGUACAAUUUCUGCUCUGCUUCCUUCGAGAAUGUGGAUCUCUUCACUACGUUCGCUCCGACAAAUGAAAUGUUACAUAAGAUAGUAAACCGGGCAGUUAAGGAGAGGAACGCCAAAGUGGCAAAAUAUAUGACGUGCAGCUUAUUAAAAUUAACUUACAGCAUGAGAAUCAAGCUGGUUCUGCUUCAAAGAUAUAUGUCCAACCAUGAAAUGUUUGUUGUCGAUCUAAUUAGUUACCAUGAUAAUCUGUUUGAGGAUUAUACAACUUCUAUAUUGCCAUCAUGCAGAUCCAUUAUACGAGAAUUUGUCAUUGAACUCGGAAUAGAUCAGCUGGAGUUGGCCGAAGGCCUUAUGAACUAUAAUUAUAAAGUACUCCGAUUGAAAUUGUUAGCAUUGGACAUGCUUCCGUCGUACAAGGCAAAAGAUUUAAACUUUAAUGCACGAUUAAGUAGAGUUCUUAAUCUUAUUCGAAAAGACAGCAAUGAUGUCAUAUGCGGGUAUUGUAACUUGUAUCUAAGCGGAAUUCGAUAAAUUGUAUUUCAUAAUACUUUAUUUAUUUAUUAUAUUUAUAUUUAU
Messenger RNA from Nicrophorus vespilloides, 3304 nucleotides. RefSeq lists its product as uncharacterized. NCBI's taxonomy places the organism in Eukaryota, Metazoa, Arthropoda, Insecta, Coleoptera, Silphidae. The transcript has 2 exons. The record is from RefSeq and is a predicted model, not a curated record. The coding region runs from base 59 to 3259 and encodes 1066 amino acids.